Messenger RNA from Orycteropus afer afer, 720 nucleotides. It is a transcript of the gene CUNH9orf152, whose product is annotated as chromosome unknown C9orf152 homolog. The record is from RefSeq and is a predicted model, not a curated record. Bases 1 to 720 code for a protein of 239 amino acids. Lineage: Eukaryota; Metazoa; Chordata; Mammalia; Tubulidentata; Orycteropodidae. The transcript is spliced from 2 exons.
AUGAAGGGGUUGCCCUGCCCGUGCCCUGCCCUGCCCCACUUCUGGCAACCAGGGUCUCACUUCAUGGCUGAGGGCUCCGGGACUCAGGCCCCAGAUAAAGGGCCCUCACUCAGCAUCCAGCUCCUGCGAGCCCAGUACGAAGCCUUAAAGCAGCAGCAGAGAGCCCAGUCCCACUUGGUGGUGCUCCCGAAAGGGGGGAACGUGCCUGCUCCUGCUCAGCCCAUGGUCAGUGCCGUUUGGAUUAACAAGGAAAGAAGGAACUCACUGUCUCUGGAGGAGGCAAAGCCUGAGGCCAAGGGGAUGCUGGAGGAGGCAAACAGAGUCUGUCUUCAGACCCACACAUCUUCAUGGCACACGCACCUAGAGAUGCAUCGCUUGGGCCAGAACUUCUGCCAGGAAACCAGUCAUCAAGUACAGCCCACAGGCAGGCUUACUGGGACUGUGCGAAGGCUCCCUCAGGAAGGAGAUCAGGGCUUGCUUGAAAACAGUCAGAGGACUCAGCAAGGGACCGAAAUGCCGGCGGCAGCCCAGCAUGAAUGUCAGGUGGGCAGUACUCAAGCAAAGGCGGUGCAAUCUGGCUCAAACAGGAGCAGCCGGUGCCCUCCUCCCACGGAGAACCUUCACAGGUCUGGCAAACCAGCUCAUUAUCCAUUUCCCCAGAGGAAAACUCCCAGGAUCUCCCAAGCUGCACGGAACCUGGGCCUAUACGGCCCAGCCUGA